Messenger RNA from Sardina pilchardus (European sardine), 911 nucleotides. Its product is annotated as E3 ubiquitin-protein ligase TRIM47-like. Bases 1 to 693 code for a protein of 230 amino acids. Gene Ontology annotation, molecular function: zinc ion binding. The record is from RefSeq and is a predicted model, not a curated record. Lineage: Eukaryota; Metazoa; Chordata; Actinopteri; Clupeiformes; Clupeidae. The transcript has 2 exons.
AUGACAAGCAACCAAGACCUUUUUACGUGUCCAAUUUGUUUGGACAUUCUUAGGGAUCCAGUGACUCUUAACUGUGGACACAGUUACUGCAUGGGCUGCAUUAAGGGCUGCUGGGAUCAGGAAGAUCCAAAGGGAGUCUACAGCUGCCCCCAGUGCAGACGGACAUUCACUCCAAGACCCAUUUUAAACAAAAAUAAUAUUGUUGCAGAGCUUGUGGAACAGAUAAGGAAGACCAGAAUCCAAGCUGUUGUUCCUGCUCCUGUUGAAUGUGCUGGUCCCGGGGAGGUGGAGUGUGACGUCUGUGCUGGGAGAAAACUCAAAGCUGUGAAGUCGUGUCUGGACUGUCUGUUGUCUUACUGUGAAAUGCACUGUAAAGUUCACAACGAUGUACAUCCUGGGCGAAAACACAAGAUGAUUGAUGCUACAGGUCUACAGGAGAGGACCUGCACUCAUCAUGAGAAGCCUCUGGAGAUAUUCUGUCGGACAGAUCAAACUUGUGUCUGUUUUCUCUGCAUGGUGGAUGAACACAAAGGCCAUGACACGGUGUCAGCGUCUGCAGGGAGAAAGGAGAAACAGGCACAAAUGGGAGAGACCCAGAGGAAAUUUCAGCAGAGAAUCCAGGAGAGAGAGAAGAAGCUACAGGAGCUGAGGAAGACUGUGAAGGCUCUCAAGGUGAGAACUGACCACAGGUGAAGACCUCAGCUGGCUGCUGGAAGAGCCAUUUCAGGCCACACUGGUUUUGUGAAAGAGCUGAGUGAGUGGACCGGUUUUAUUCUACCCCUGUGUCUUUGUAUGUCUGCUAUCAGAGCUCUGCACAAACAGCAGUGGAGGACAGUCAUAGGACCUUUACUGAGAUGAUUCACAUCAUUGAGAGAAGACGCUCUGAGGUGAAAGAGCUGAUCAGAGCUCAG